AUGUCUGUUCGAGGAAGAGUUGCAAUUGUUACUGGCGCUGGCGGAGGCUUGGGUCGCCUUUACGCAUUGGAAUUGGCAAAGAGAGGGGCCAAGGUAGUCGUCAACGACUAUGGCGGGACCCUAGAUGGACAACCGGGAACAAGUGCUCGCGCACAAGCGGUGGUUGAAGAAAUCAAAGCUGCUGGGGGCAUUGCGAUCGCAGAUGGCCAUGACGUUUCUUCCGUGGCUGCAGCCAAAGUAAUUGUGGCCGACACCGUCAAGGAGUUUGGCACUGUCGACAUUCUGAUAAACAACGCUGGGAUCGCUGGCAAAAUGUCACCACAUGAUGACGUAGACGCCGGCGCUUUCAUGAGAGUGCUUGAAAUAGCAACUCUUGGGACGACAUUGAUGACCAGUGCAUGCUACUCUUGGAUGGCGAGGCAGAAGUAUGGCCGAAUCAUCAAUACCUCCUCGAACGCCAUCUACGGGUUUGGCGCGGGAGGAGACUGUGCUUAUAGUGCCUCGAAGGCUGCUGUAUUUGCCAUUACGCGAGAACUUGGUCGCUGGGCACCACGAGAUGGCAUCAAGAUCAACUGCGUCAUGCCAUCGGCCGCCUCUAGGAUGGGAGAUCUGUCUGAGGGUACAAAAAAGGUUACAAGGACUUAUUUCCAGCCGGAGGGGGUUGUUCCCUUCGUCAUCAGCCUCGCCUCGGAAGAGUGCCCAUCGUCGGGUGAGGUGUUCACAGCGAGCGCAAACAGGGCUGCCCGGGAAACACUCGCAACGUUCCCCGGGGUCAAAUCCGAAACGGCAGAGGGAUUUCUGGAGAAUUGGGAUAAAGUCAUGGGUCGAGGUGAAGAACCGUAUCUGGCGGAGGACACCCUGGAUCAUGUGAAAUAUGUCAUCCGCCAGGCUCAUGGCGUGGAGAUGGAGGAUAUCGCGGACUUUAGCAUCGUUUCUCGAUAG
This is a messenger RNA of Fonsecaea nubica, 942 nucleotides long. RefSeq lists its product as hypothetical. NCBI's taxonomy places the organism in Eukaryota, Fungi, Ascomycota, Eurotiomycetes, Chaetothyriales, Herpotrichiellaceae. Gene Ontology annotation, molecular function: oxidoreductase activity. Bases 1 to 942 code for a protein of 313 amino acids. The record is from RefSeq and is a predicted model, not a curated record. The transcript is spliced from 2 exons.